Messenger RNA from Pyrus x bretschneideri (Chinese white pear), 543 nucleotides. RefSeq lists its product as uncharacterized. The transcript has 3 exons. The record is from RefSeq and is a predicted model, not a curated record. Bases 1 to 486 code for a protein of 161 amino acids. NCBI's taxonomy places the organism in Eukaryota, Viridiplantae, Streptophyta, Magnoliopsida, Rosales, Rosaceae. Gene Ontology annotation, biological process: cell fate determination.
AUGUCUUAUAACUUCAGUUGUUGGUUACUGUAUAUAAACCAGACUAUGAACGCAGCCACCAUCCAUCUUCCCCAAAGAAUUUCAGUUCCGAAACGCACAAAUUUCUCCGAGAUGGCUGCCUUGGUCAAGUCCUUCAUUGUGAUUCUUCUUUUCAGCCUCAUUAACGAAGGAAUGUGCCAAGAAAAGUGCGCUACGAUCGACCUGCAAAUUAGACAAGAGAAAACAGGGAAGUUGGUGCAAGCAAAGCCAGAGUUUCAGGUGAGGGUAUUGAAUGCAUGCCCAUGUCUGCAAGGGAAUGUGAAAUUAGACUGCAAUGGAUUUCAAACUGUUGAAGUCGAAAACCCCGUGACAUUGCUCAGAUCUGGGAAUGAGUGUCUCCUCAACAAUGGCUCAUUCCUUACACCAUUUAAUGAAGUUGACUUCGUCUAUGCUUGGGACACAGAGUUUCCAUUCAAGCCACUUUCCUCUGACAUUAAAUGUGAUUGAGAGGGGAAGAGAUGUUUAAGCUGUUUUUUCAUCCCAGGGGAAGAGAUGUUUAAGCUG